AUGAGCAGUCCAAAGAGGCGGAUCGAGACGGAUGUACGUACUCUGGCUCAAAAGAGUAUUGCACCAGAAAGACUGAAGGCUGACGUGGUCUUAUUUCGUAAUUCACAGGUCAUGAAGAUGUUGAUGAGCGACUAUGAAGUGACUUUAGUCAAUGACAAUAUGCAAGAAUUCUAUGUACGAUUCAAGGGCCCAACAGAAACCCCUUUCGAAGGAGGCAACUGGAAGAUACAUGUCGAACUACCCGAUCAAUACCCAUUUAAGAGCCCAAGUAUAGGCUUCGUCAACCGCAUCUUCCACCCGAAUAUCGAUGAGAUAUCUGGGUCAGUCUGCUUAGACGUCAUCAAUCAGACUUGGUCGCCAAUGUUUGAUAUGAUCAACAUUUUUGAAGUGUUCCUCCCACAACUACUGCGAUACCCCAACCCCACGGACCCUCUGAAUGGCGAAGCUGCGGCGCUGCUGAUGCGAGAUCCUAAGACCUACGAACUCAAGGUCAAAGAUUACGUCGCGAAGCAUGCAACAAAAGAAGCAGCAGAUGAAGUGGGCGAAGAUGAUGGGGAUGACGACGAGAUGAGCUCGGUGGGUAGCUUCGAUGAUGAAGAGGAUGAUCCGGUAGGUCAGAUGGAUAUAUGA
This is a messenger RNA of Bacidia gigantensis, 630 nucleotides long. It is a transcript of the gene UBC8, whose product is annotated as Ubiquitin-conjugating enzyme E2 8. The coding region runs from base 1 to 630 and encodes 209 amino acids. The record is from RefSeq and is a predicted model, not a curated record. The transcript has 3 exons. NCBI's taxonomy places the organism in Eukaryota, Fungi, Ascomycota, Lecanoromycetes, Lecanorales, Ramalinaceae. Gene Ontology annotation, molecular function: ubiquitin conjugating enzyme activity. Gene Ontology annotation, cellular component: nucleus. Gene Ontology annotation, biological process: ubiquitin-dependent protein catabolic process; protein polyubiquitination.